Messenger RNA from Funneliformis caledonium, 1403 nucleotides. Lineage: Eukaryota; Fungi; Glomeromycota; Glomeromycetes; Glomerales; Glomeraceae. The record is from the annotation of a GenBank genome assembly.
AUAAUAAUCGCAAUGCCGUUGGCGAAAGAAACAUCUCUCCCAAUAAUGUUAAUUCUUUAACGAUUAAAUAUGUGAUUCCGACCGACAAUUCGGUUUCAGCCACACCCGUGACUUUUAACAAUAACGUAUAUUUUCCUGAUUGGGCAGGGUUUUUAUAUUCCGUCGAUGCCAAAACAGGAACGAUUAAUUGGAAAUUUAAAUUAUCAGAAAAAUAUCUUCCACAACCGGCCGAUCCACAAGUGAUAUGUCGGGAUACAUUCGCGAUUUAUCCAACCGAGAAAAUUAUUGUAUUAGGCACUCAGAACUCUUUAAAUGGAGGUGGCGGUUUCGUGUUGGCAAUUACUCUUCAAGGUGAAUUGAUUUGGCGCACAUUGAUUGAUGACCACCCAUUUGCUAUCAUAACACAAUCCCCCACAAUAUAUAAUGGUGGUGUGUUUAUUGGAGUUUCUUCAACUGAAGAAGGAGCUGCCGCUUUCAGCCCUGACUAUGUUUGCUGUACCUUCCAAGGAAGCUUUGCCAAAUUAGAUUUAAGGACCGGAGAAAUUCUUUGGAAAACUUUAAUGUUACCUGAUAAUCAUGGUAAACCUGGUUUGUAUUCUGGAAAUUCAGUGUGGGGUUCUGCACCUGCUAUUGAUCCUAGCAAAGGGUUGGUUUAUAUCGCCACCGGUAAUAAUUAUGAGGUUCCACCUGACAUCGUAGAUUGUGUAAAAUCCGCAAAAACGAAAGAAGAGAUGUUCAAAUGUCAUGACCCUAAAAAUUAUUUUAACGCGAUACUUGCCUUAGACAUAAACAAUGGUGAUGUGAUUUGGGCAGUGAUAACUUCCCCUUUUGAUAGUUGGACCGUAUCCUGUAUGCCUGGUGUACCUAAUCCGGAAAAUUGUCCUGAACCUGCUGGACCAGAUUACGAUUUUGCUCAAGCACCUUUGCUUGUCAAAGCAUGUAACAAGCCUGGUUGCCCGUUACUUGCUAUAGCAACCGCAAAAUCCGGAGUUACCUGGGCGAUAAAUGCCGCUACGGGUGAAAUUUUUUGGUCUGUCGAGUCUGGACCGGGAUGGAUUGGUGGAGGUUCAAUGUUCGGUUCUGCCACUGACGGAAAACGAUAUUUCGUAGCACAAUCCAAUAGUCAUAAAGAUAAUUACAUAUUUGAAAAACCAUCUCGUAACAGUCCACCCUCAACAAAAGGGGGUGCAAUGGUGGCAAUCGAUGUAUUAACGGGCAAAAUAUUGUGGCAAACGGCGAAUCCUACCAAUGCAGAACUUGUGGCUCCAGUAUCUUAUGCGAACGGUGUUGUUUGGUUCGGUAGUAAGGAUGAUAACGGUCAUUUGUAUGCUUUAAACGCCAAUACUGGUGACAUUUUAUUUGAUUUCGUUACGGGUGGUACGGUCGCCUGUGGUCCAAGCAUC